Gadus morhua (Atlantic cod) is the source of this 10825-nucleotide messenger RNA. RefSeq names its product helicase with zinc finger 2a (gene helz2a). Lineage: Eukaryota; Metazoa; Chordata; Actinopteri; Gadiformes; Gadidae. The record is from RefSeq and is a predicted model, not a curated record. The transcript is spliced from 20 exons. Gene Ontology annotation, molecular function: ATP hydrolysis activity; 5'-3' DNA helicase activity; RNA binding. Bases 232 to 8679 code for a protein of 2815 amino acids.
AUAAAAGUGCUGUGUGAUUGUAGUCCGCUGUCAGAUACAAUAGCGACAGUCAAUAUGAAGUUGGCGAGCAGACAAAAUAGGAUGCAUAUGCGACCCGGUUGAAUAUUGGAGAGGCACAACGUUUACCACCAUACAUUCAGAAUCAAUCGGCCCAAAUUAUAAUCUGUACAUUAUUUGAAAUAGGAGUAUGUGGAUUUGCCACGGUCCAUUUGAAGGCCAAGUUGGUCGAAAAUGAAUCAUCUUUUAUCCACAUACGACCUCAAAGUGGUAUGUGCUAGGUGUGCCAUCAGAAAAAAUGAAAUCACCUACACACUACAAUCUGUUGUUCACCAGUGCACCAGCAAUGUCCUCCUGGCCAGAGCUAAAGGCUCCCGCCAAUGGAGGCACAUUUCUCGACGUCCAGAAUUCCCAAGGCCAAGUAAAUACGAUGUGUGCUGGCACUUUGUGGAGGGCUCUGGCUGCACCGUGCAUUACAACCGCUGCACCUUUGCUCGGAGCCUGGAGGAGGCCGCGGUGUGGAACUUUGAGAAGGAGCAGGGGCUGGACCACAUCAGCCUCUGUAUUCUCCUAGAUCGGACCAACGCCGGCGGCCUGGACAGAGCUGCGCUCGGACAAGGUCAGCUAGAAUCUUUUGCGAGAAGCACGGAAGAAGCCUGCUUAUGGAACUUUGGAAGAAACACGAAUAUGGACAACAGCGCCAUAUUACAACGCAUGAAUUCUAGGCAUUCCCUGACGCCAGAAGACACGGCGAGGAACAUACUAAAAGAGUUCUCCGGAACAUUCCUUGAGCUGUGCCAGGCCUGUUUCCUCAGCAGUCCUCAGAGGGUGACGGUGCAGCGCGGCGAUGGGGCCUGCUCUGCUGCAGCCCCCGGGGCCCACGCCUGGAGGCCCGUCCUGGUCCAUCAUGUGUCGGGCCGAGGAAAGGAGGUCUACCACGCGGUGCGCCCGCUUCCCCCGGGAUGCACCUUUGAGUACUGCAGUCACGUCAUCCAAGGAAAGCCCUGCUGGCACGAGGCCCUGCGCUGCAGCGCGGCCCAUAGCGAGUUGGAGAUGGCGGUGUGGCAGGCAGAGAGCGGCGAGCUGGCCGCCCCAGUCCGUCCCCUGCUCCUUCGGUUGAGCCAACAGCAGCAGCAGCAGCAGCAGCAGAAGCAGAGCGAUGGACGAGGAGGAGUCUUCUACUGUAAAGCCUGCCUUCUGACCCUAUCCUCCUCCGAGAGGUUCCUCAAGCACUGCGCCUCACCGGAGCAUGCCCAGAUAAUCAGCGGUGACUCCAGCACUCAGUGGGAGACCCGCCCACCACCACACAACCACAGAGAGGACUUUGGUCUCUGCGCCAAGCUAAACACCUGUGAAUACGGUGACAGGUGUGUAAAAGCUCAUUCUGAGGAGGAACUAAGAGAGUGGCACAUGCGCACUAAAGAAGAAGAGGAGAUCAGCGCUAACAUCGAUGCUCAGGGCCUCAUGUCCUACGCUGAAAGUUUCCGGAAAGAAUACACGCGUUGUUCCAAUGAAGCAGACACCAUAUCAGAAUAUUUAGAGGAUGUCAGCAUUACUUGUGAAGAAGAUCUGUCAGUGGAGAACGAGACAACGGAUUUCAAAUUUCAGUGGCACUUCGGAGUUGACACAGAGAGGCGACUUCAGCACGUGGCACUUCUGAAGAACCAACCAGGAGCGUCUUUUUCCCUAAGUGCGAUCACUUCUGAAAGCGUUUGCUCCUAUUCCUUGGGGAAGAGGUUCCAGAACACAGAUUCGCAAACCUACAACAUCACAGUGUUCUUUACGUCGGCUGUUCCAGGUCUCUAUGAACAGUGGCUUGUGUUGGACUUUGAUAUGAGGCCUGUGCUCCUGCGAAUUCUGAAGGUGACGGUAGGGGCGGGUUCUCAGGCUUUCACAGAGGAACCCAUUGCGGGCUGCGGGGUAUCUCUACAGCCUCUUGAACGUUGGCAUCCAGAAAACAAGGUGAUAAUUCCAUGUGUGGAACGGACGGAGGAUCAAGAUGAACUACUUAAGAAGUACAAGCCUCCCCAGACAGUUUUUGGCCGUCUGCCUGUGUGUGACAGCCAGACACCGUGGAAUGCUGACAACUACAGGGAGAAAAUGCACAACUUCCUGUACAGAGAGGAACAGGCAGAGAACGAGCUUGUUUCAAGAAUUGGAAUUCGUGGAGAGAUGACUACAUCCGAAAGUUUUCCAACAAAAGAAUUGUUCGGCACUGUCUUGGCUCCUUUUAAUCUCACUCCAGACACUCCAGAGGGAUGUGUACUCAAACGAAGCAUUCAGACUGGUCUCAUAGCACCAUCAUUUCCAAAGGAUCACGGCUCCAAGGUCUACGAAGCCAUCGUACUGAAGGACACUGCCAAUAACAAAAUCAAUUUAAAACUUUCCAAAAGAUGCUGCUCAGACCUUCAACUCAAAACUGGUGAAACACACCAAAUGGAGUUGCAGUUUCAGUUAGAUCGUUUUUCCUUCUGCGUGAUGCACAAGGCAAUAGACCGGCUUCCAGAUACCAACAUGGUCUUGCCAGACCUUGAUAACUGUGAAGUGCCUUUGAACAGUCCUCGAUGCCAUCACUUGAAUGUCAAACAGCAGGCUGCAGUUGACUUCAUUAUAGGCAAGUCAGAUCCCAAAAGAGGUGUGGCACCACUACUCAUUUAUGGACCAUUUGGGACUGGAAAAACCUUCACCCUUGCAACAGCAGUCAGAGAAAUUGCCCAGGAUCCUCAAAACAAAGUGUUGAUCUGCACCCACACCAACAGCUCUGCAGACCUGUAUGUCAAAGAUCACUUCCAUUCCUUCAUCAUCAACGGAGACCGUAAUAUAAAGCCAAUAAGAAUAAAGACAAAUCGACAUUCAUCUCUAAAGAACACUGACGAAAUCACAUUGAAAUAUUGCCUGCUCUCUGAGGGUAGAACCCACUUUCUGUCCCCUACAAAGAAGGAACUCGAUUCUCACAAAGUAGUUAUCACAACAACAACAAUGGCGAAACGUUUUCAUGACCUCAAGCUGCAAGAGGGAUACUUCACCCACAUUUUAAUCGAUGAGGCAUCCCAGAUGCUGGAGUGUGAAGCGCUGAUCCCCCUUGGGCUAGCUGGGCCCAGCACCAGAGUUGUGUUAGCUGGAGAUCAUAUGCAGAUGGGACCAAAGCUCUUCUCUGUGGACGAUCACCAACGAUCGGAUUACACCCUUCUCAACAGAUUGUUCCAUUAUUAUCAGCGCCAUAGCAGUGAAGUUGCCCAGAAGAGUAGAAUCCUGUUCAACGAAAACUACCGCUCGACCAAAGAAAUAGUAGAGUUUGUAUCCACUCACUUCUACGUUGGCAGGGGGGAAGUCAUAAAGUGUGGCAAAACAGUUCCAGCUGGGCCGAAUGACAACUCCAUCAAGUUCCAUCAUGUACAGGGAGACUGCCAGCUGAACCUGCAUUCAAUGUCAUGGUCUAAUAAUGCAGAGGUUAACAAGGUUGUUGAAGUCCUGGAAGACAUUUUACAAGGAUGGCCCCAUACCUGGGGGGCCAGGGAUCCAAGCUCCAUCUGUGUUCUAUCAGAGGGGUGGCAGGUUAAGAUAAUCAGGACAGCACUUUGGAGAAAAAAACUUGAAAAGGUUCUUGUUGAGAAUUUCGCAAAUGUCCAAGGUAAAGAAUUCAGGGCAGUCAUAAUAACCUCUGUGCAAACACGUGAGAGCCUGAAGACAGCUCACUUGCCUGGCAUGGAGCUGUUCAAUGAUGCCCGCGUCUUAAACACAGCCAUGACCAGGGCUCAGUCCCUGGUGGUGGUCGUAGGAGAUGCUACUGCCCUCAGUUACUUUGGAAAAUCCUCAAGAAUAUGGAAAUGUUACAUAGAUCACUGCAUCCGCAAGAACAGUCUUGAACCAAAACAUUUCACCAAAGAUUUCUUUGAAAAAGAUAUUGAAGAAAUGGCAAGGUUUCGAAGGCCUGAGCCCCCUGAGAGCUUUGAUGACACGGAUAUGAUCCUUCAACAGCUAAAGGACGAAUAUGACCAGUGUGAAACAGACUCAGAUCAAGACAAUUUGGAUGAUGGGCCAAAUGAUGGUGUGAAAUAUUCACACAAUGAAACAAUGGGUAAGACUAACCAUUUGCAGUUAUGUAAAAGCCAACCAGCUAUUUACAAGCAUGGACAGUUGGUCAUGGGGUCAAGUAACUCCGGAUAUAUCAUACAAUUUGACAAUCCAACCCAACACAUACACCUCAAAGGAAGGAAGAACUUGGGCCAUGCGUUCAAUGGAGAUGAAGUUGUCGUUAGAUUAUCCUCUGAUGACACUGAACAGCACAGGGUGGUAGACAUUAUCAACGGUGCAGAUUCAAAAAGAGUAUUUGUGUGUACAAUUGAGGAUCCAGAACAAUACAAAGAAAAAUCUAAAUUCCUCAGAAAGAUCAUGGUGCCCAUUGUUAGAAAUAGCCCCAAAAUCUGUACAUUGAUCCUGAGGAAAUAUUGGAAGUGGCUUACAGUAUGGAAGCACACUGAUGGUGGUUGGAAAAUUGACGAAUAUCGCGAAAUUGAUGAACAUCUCAUACAAAAUCACGUUUUCAUGGUGCAGGUGAUAUGCUGGAAAGAUGGUCUAACAUUUCCUUUGGGUAGAGUGAUCAAAAUUCUUCCAAUUGACCAACCAAGGUCUUUGGAGGUUGGACUAAGGAUUUUGAACGAGGAAUUCAAAGUGACCACAUUUGAUUCUCAUAGCAGCCUGGAUAAAGUGGGGAGGUCAACUGCAUGUAAGGAUAGAGUGAAUCUUUGUGGAAUAAUUACCUUCACUGUCGAUCCACUAAAUGCCAGCGCCUUGGACGAUGCCAUCAGCAUCAGAGAUGAGGGGGAACAGUAUGAGUUGGGAGUUCAUAUCGCAGAUGUGGCAAGUUUUGUGUCACCUGGUUCCAUUUUAGAUGAAGAGGCAAGACAAAGGGUUGCCACAUAUCACAGGUUGCAAAAAGAACAACGUCCCAUGUUCCCUGAAGACCUGAUCAAGGAAUUAAGUCUUCUAUUUGACGAAAAGCCAAGUCAACGAGAUGUCAUCUCAUUGAUUGUGAAAGUCAACAAGGAAACAAAUGAGAUAGUUGGAAAACCAACCUUUCAGCUAUCUGUGAUCCAGACAAAUGUAAGUCUUUCCUAUGAAGCUACUGAGGAUAUCAUAUGUGGAAGAAAUCAACGUAUAUAUCAAGAUGUAGAAGUAAGAAGUAUCAGAAUGGCUUAUCAUUUUGCAAAAGCUCAAAGAAAGAUCAGACUUCGGGACUGGGCUUAUGCUGCAAAUGAUAAAAAUCGUCAACCAGGGAAGAGAAAAGCCCAUUUGAUGAUUGAGGAGCUAAAUGUCUUGUUCAAUUUUGAGGCAUCUAAGAUUUUGACCAGCACAGACGGUACUAAAGACCUCACACCAUUGCGGUGUCAAGCUCCACCUAAGCCUGAGCAGCUGGAACAAUUCAAGAAAAGACACAGAGAGCUUGUGCCCCUAUCUUUCCAUGUAAGGAACAAAGUUGGACACAAUCAAAAUGUUGCAGAAGCCCAAUAUUUGGCUGAUGGCAAGAGCUUUCAUGUGCUAACAAAGGUAUGGAAUGACAUCCAGGCAGCGACCAGAGAAGGAAGUGACAUAGACAAAAUAGUUGACCUGAUUGCUGCGGAUGACAUACACCCUCAGCUAAUACCAGUACUGAAAGAUUUUAAAGAGUGCCUAGGGAAAGCAUAUGUCAUUCGCUCCAAAUCUUCUUCCAAAGCAGAGGUUGGGCACUACAGUCUGAAUCUAAAGUCUUACACACAGGCCUCCUCACCAAUUCGAAGGUACAAUGACAUUGUGUUGCAACGGCUUUUGCACACACUCAUUUGUGGGACUCCAGUUGAUUAUUCUCCCAGAGAAAUUAACAUGUUGUGUGAAGAGUUUCAACAGAGAACAAAGACUGUAAAUGACUACGAAAAAAAGGCUGAAAUGAUUAACCUUGCAAUGAACGUAAAGAAACAUAAUGUCUCAAAGCUAGCAAUUAUUGUGCGAACAGACAAAGAAAGUGAAUGUUUCAAGGUUUCAUUUCCUUUUGACAAGGACGUCUUCCCAGAAAGUCUACCAAUCAUGUAUACAGACUUACAACUGGAUGACCAACCGGUUUAUGACAAAGGAAGUAAGUGCAUGACCCUUAAAUGGAAAAAACGAGUCUACACAUUUGCCAAUGUAAAAAUCAGAAAAGACAUGAAAAGGCUGACAAAUAGUGGCUGCUGCACAGAGAUACCAGCUUCAACAUGGAAAGCCAUUGUUGAGGCAGUUGAAAACGAAAGCUGGACGGAAAUGAAGACUCUCAUAUUGGGAGCAGAAACAAAGAAACUGGAAGAUACCUGGAAACGAAACCCCAGUAAGAAGUCUGACCUCACUGCUAGCCCAUGCACAUCCGAUGAACAACAUUACAUUGACCUUGAGGUCCAACUGAAACCAGGUGACAUCCUUCAGCUCCAAAUUACAUCAGAGGUAGCAAGAGGUUACCUGACACCAACGGUUCAAUUGAUGUCCCUCAACGACAAUUUGGAGAUUUGCAUCGACCAUGCACACAGCCCCAUUACUGCUUUCUCCAAACUUGCAAUAUCUCGUACCAAGGGAAAAUACUUGAACCCUGCUGUCUACAUUUCAGUAUGGGAGCCAUUGUGCGAUAUGGAGUCUGCUGAGACAGCAGUGUGUGAAGGGGACAGUAUCAUUAUUGAGGACUUGGUGGUGAACUUCCAUCGAGAGCAUGGAUCCACUCAAUGGAAAGGAAGCUUCAAUCUCCCGCUCAUACAAAUUAAGGAAUGGGCCAUUGGAUGCGAUCUUGACGAGUGCUUGUUGUGCAUACGGAGAAGUGGUUUGAAGCCAGCUUCUAAGCUAGACCAUUCCAAAGACGUGGACCCAAGCACUUUCACAUGGGUUGCUCAUGGAGUCACAGUGAAAAAAGGGAUGAAUACUAAAAAGACAAGAAGAGUGGAUUUCAAUGUUAAUCACUUGCCCAUGGACUUUGUUCCAGACUGUGUCUUUCAAAAAGACACCUGUUUCACAGUGGAAUUAAUCCCUAAGCUGUUGCCCGACAUACGUAAAACAAAUGCAGUCAGACACAUUGCGUCUGCAUCUGACCUUGUUCAGAGUAUAGCACUUGGGAGGAGCCUUCCAAGAGAGGCCUUCCAGAACACUGUGCAGCAGUUUGAGGUCAGGAGACUAGAGCCACCAAUAGGACUACCAAAACUGAAUGAGACUCAAUAUCAGGCUGUUGAGAAAGCUCUCGAUAAGAAUUUCACGGUUAUACAGGGGCCCCCUGGCACUGGAAAGACAGUGGUGGGUGUGUACAUUGUGUUCUGGUUCCACAAUCUAAACACCAGAACCAACAGAAGAAACACUGACCAUGCCGAGCAGGGAAAGAAAGAUGUUAUUCUCUACUGUGGUCCUUCCAACAAGUCUGUUGACGUUGUCGCUGAGUACUUGUUGAAAUUUGGAGACAAGUUAAGGCCGCUGAGAGUUUACAGUCAACAAGUUGAGAUGCUGGACUACCCUUACCCUGGCAGCAGUCUUCAGUUAUCUCACGCUGCUCUUCGCCAAGAGCGCUCCAUACCACAACUCCGGAGCAUCACCCUGCAUCACCUCAUGCGAGAGGACCACAACCCCUUUUCAGCAAAAAUAAAAGAGUUUGACCAAAGAAUAAAACGUGCCCUUCAGAAAGAGGCAGAAGAACUGACCGAUGCUGAGGUGGAUGAUUACAAAGACCAUCUCAAAAAGGCUCGGGAACAUGAGUUUAAACGACAUGACAUCAUAAUUUGCACUUGCACAGCCUCCUCCUCGCGGGGUCUGACAAAAGCAGUCAGCGCCCGCCAGAUCGUCAUCGAUGAAUGUGCAAUGGCCACCGAACCACAGGCCCUCAUUCCGUUGGUUUGCAACAAACCAGAAAAGGUCGUUUUUCUCGGUGACCACAAACAAUUACGACCUAUAACCAACAAUAAGCUUGUAGGAAAUUUGGGCAUGUCGACGUCUCUGUUUGAACGUUACUGUACCAUGCAGAGCGAGUUAGUAAUCAUGCUCGUCACUCAGUACAGAAUGCAUGAAGAAAUAUGCCAGUUCCCAUCCGAAGCAUAUUAUGAAAAUCGUCUCAUCACUGCAGUGAUGCCGCCAAAGAGUGUUCUGCUCAUCGACAAGAAGCCAAAGACAAUUGUUUUUGGACACAUCAACGGAACGGAAAUCAAUCUGGUUGUGAGCACAAAAAAAGGGAAUCAGAACUCCCAAGCAAAUGUUGCAGAGCAAGAGAAAGUGGUGGAAAUUGCUGAAAGUCUGGUGAAGAAAGCCAAGGUGGAGCAGGAAAGUAUUGUGAUUCUGUCACCUUACAAUUCCCAAGUGUGGGGAAUAAAAAAUCUUCUGCAAAGGAAGAAACUGAGCAGAAUCCUGGUUUCCACCAUCUCCAAAAGCCAAGGAAGUGAAUGGCGUUAUGUCAUCUUAUCCACCGUGCGGUCUCUCCCAACUGAGGAGAUUCCAAAGGAUGCGGGCCGAGAGUGGCGAUCAAAACAUGUGGGCUUUGUGGGCGAUCCAAACCAGAUAAAUGUUGGCAUCACCAGGGCCAAAGAGGGGUUGUGCAUCAUUGGAAACCAAGAGCUGCUGGAAUGCAGUCCAGCAUGGAUGAAGCUCCUCAAAUACUACAAUGCAAAGAAUUCUGUCACCACAGCAGAACGUAUUUCUGUUGCAGCGAAAUAGCUGCUUGCCUGUUCUAUGCCCAGUCUUACUUCAAGCAUCCUCAAAAGGAUACCCCAAGAUUCUGUGAAUCAGAGUUUGCCUUUCUUACCCAGAUUCAGACGAGUUGUUUCAUUUAAAAUUCAUCAAUCCCUUACAGCAGACUCAUUGUGCUUGCUGUGAGGGGAAAACAUGCUGAAUAUCCUUCCAAAGCAUACCAAUGUGUUCCAAAUAGUCGCUUGUUAAAAAUGAGUGCCGGUAACUACAACAAGAUUGUAGUUUGUCCUCAAACAUAAAUAAUUCAGCCCUAUUUUUGGCACUGUUAUUAUGAGGCUGGCACUCGAUGUAGUUUCCUGAAUCAGAAUUUAGAUUUACAUCAAAUGUCUGAUGACAGGCCAGACUACACCCUUGCUUCAGAAGAGUUACCGGGACCUGUCUGCAUAAGCGACAAUGCCAAGGCGGUGAGCACCAACUGGAGACUCUGCUACAGCCCUGUCACCGGAGUGCAGCCACAGCUAAUAGUAUUGGAGGUCUGAUUUAAAAUAUGCCAUCCUAGUGCACACACAAACUAAACCUUUACUGCGUCCGGCAGGAAGACAAGCUAAGACGCCCCAUCCGGACACCAAAGUCCAUAGACAAAGGAUAUAAAUCAAACCAGUGCAGUAGGCUGGCCAGGGUAGAAAUACAUUUGUUAAAAUGUUCUUCUGAAACCUCAAUCUUGUCACUCACAAAUGCAUUUCUCUCAGAAUCUGGACAAAUACUGCUGUAAUAAAACAGGAAACCGUCUCCCCCUAGAAGUUUGGCUAUAGCAUCGUCGAACGUCUGGAGCCAGCAGCUGAUAAUAUAAUUGGAUCGCAGGUAGCCCAAUAUCAGUGACGAAAAAUAGCGCUGAACUAAAAGUGUGUUUGUGGACAAACUACAAUCUGGUUGUGAUGUUAAUGGCUUGUUUUUAUUCAGAACACAUUGGAAAUCUUUGGAUAUAUAAUUAUAACACUGCAAGUCAAUGGAUUGAGAAAAUUAUAAUUUAGCAAACUCCCCUUCUGGAAGUCAAAGGAUGAAUAUUUAAUAAAAAAAACUUGUCUGAAUCAGGGUAAGAUGCCAAUGACAAUUAUCAGAUAUCUCGUCGUAUCCCUUUAAUUUUUACGAAAUGACCUGCUAGGUUUUCCUUAUUAAAGCAACUCGUAUAUAGUUAAAGCGAAGAAUUUUUUGGUUUCUUCACUGAAAUAACAGGACAAUAAUGCAUUUAAAUAUACAUAGUAGUGUUCAACGAACCACUUAAUGGUGGAUGAUUUCGAGUUUUAUUUGCUGAUUAUUGGAAAUGUUUUUAUUACUACAAUUUUAAGAUACAUUAUUUUUUAUGUUUCUAUGUUAUUAUGUUUAUUUCUGUAUACAAAAAUAUUUUUUUCCAAAAUUAGCUUGACUUUACGUGUUUGAGCUGUGAAUUCAUGUUUUCAAUGGGACCACUUAUUACAUUAAAAAAUAUUGCAAUAUUUGUAUUUUCUUUCUAUGCAGACAAUUAAUUUGUAACUUUUUUUUUUAUCAAUUUUUUUAAAUUUAACCUAUACUUUAGUAAGACAAAUUAAGUCUUAAUUAUCAAUGAUCAUGGCACAUGUUGCAUACUAUUGUGUAUUUCCAGAGGACCAUAUUUAAUACUGUAUGCAUUUUUUCAUCCAUAUUGAUUACUUUGAUAAUUUUUGUUUAUAUAUCUCUGCUUAUGGUUGUGAAGACUUUUUAGGAAUCAUGCCUCAGUAAAUUGACCUUAUUUUUACGUUUUUAUGUUAUUAUGUUUGUUUCUGUAUACAAAAAUAUUUUGUUCCAUAGUUAGCUUGACUGGACGUGUUUGAGCUGUGAAUUCAUGUUUUCAAUGGGACCACUUAUUACAUUAAAAAAUAUUGCAAUAUUUGUAUUUUCUUUUUUUCUCAUUUGUAACUUUUUUUUUAAUAUAUUUUUUUACAUUUAACCUAUACUUUAGUGAGACAAAUGAAGUCUUAAUUAUCAAUGAUCAUGGCACAUGUUGCAUACUAUUGUGUAUUUCCAGAGGAGCAUAUUUAAUACUGUAUGCAUUUUUCAUCCAUAUUAAUUACUUUGAUUAUUUUUGUUUAUAUAUCUCUGCUUAUGGUUGUGAAGACUUUUUAGGAAUCAUGCCUCAAUAAAAUGAAUUGUCAUCAUA